UGCUAGUUAACGAAGCCAAAUUGGAAGAUAUCCCUAAGGGGGUAGCCCAAAAUAUCAUGCAAGUGUAUAGUGCAUCAGAGGCAAGCGUAAAUGCGUGUAAAUCUGAAUCACCAUUAUUUGGAAUUGUAACAAUCGAAAUUAUUUGGCAUUUCAUUCGUUGGAUUAGUUCUCCAGAAAAAUCUAAUAAACAAAAAGAUGCAUUAAAAAAUAACUCAAAACGUGUACAUAUUGACCAAAGUAGUCAAAAUAGUGAUAUUUUAGAUUAG
Molecule: messenger RNA, 266 nt
Organism: Funneliformis caledonium
Lineage: Eukaryota; Fungi; Glomeromycota; Glomeromycetes; Glomerales; Glomeraceae
Source: the annotation of a GenBank genome assembly